AUGUCGCAUAGACCUGUUCCUAGGCUCUUCCUUAUCCGUCACGGACAGACGGAAUGGUCACAGAAUGGGCGACACACCGGCAGGUCCGACAUCCCAUUGACACGCAAGGGCGAGGAAAUCAUCCUGUCUCACAACAAGCAGAUUAUCGGUGACGAUAAGCUUAUCAAGCCCACCAACCUCACACAUGUGCUCGUUUCCCCUCGUCAGCGGGCUCAGAAGACUUUCCACCUUCUCUUCUCGUCCCUGCCUGCCGACUGUAUGCCCGCGUACACUACCACGGAGGACGUUCGCGAAUGGGACUAUGGAGAAUAUGAAGGGUUGACUACCCCUCAGAUUACGGAGACGCGUCCGGGAUGGGACAUCUGGAAUGAUGGCUGCCCAGGUGGGGAGAGCCCCGAGGAUAUAACGCGACGGAUCGAUAGGGUUAUCGCACAAAUCCAUGAGUGGCAUCGGGAGUGGUACGAGGAGGGGAAGGGCAGAAGGGACUGCAUGAUCGUGGCACACGCACAUAUCCUGCGGAGCCUAGUAAGCAGAUGGGUCGAGUUCCCUAUCAAGCUCGGCACGCACUUCAAUAUCGAGCCUGCUGGGGUGACUAUCCUGACGUACAAUCAUUCCUCUCUCGCGGAGCCGGCCCUUAUAGCACUCAAUCUUUUUGCAAACCAUGACGUUUGAGGAGAUGAGGCAGAACAUUCAUUUGUAGAUGUAUGUAUGCUAGAGCUGCCGAAAUAAAUGA
Messenger RNA from Dacryopinax primogenitus, 733 nucleotides. RefSeq names its product phosphoglycerate mutase-like protein. The record is from RefSeq and is a predicted model, not a curated record. NCBI's taxonomy places the organism in Eukaryota, Fungi, Basidiomycota, Dacrymycetes, Dacrymycetales, Dacrymycetaceae. Gene Ontology annotation, biological process: ribose phosphate biosynthetic process. Gene Ontology annotation, molecular function: sedoheptulose-bisphosphatase activity. The coding region runs from base 1 to 672 and encodes 223 amino acids. The transcript is spliced from 5 exons.